This is a messenger RNA of Ceutorhynchus assimilis (cabbage seed weevil), 1064 nucleotides long. The record is from the annotation of a GenBank genome assembly. NCBI's taxonomy places the organism in Eukaryota, Metazoa, Arthropoda, Insecta, Coleoptera, Curculionidae.
AUGACAACAGUUUUUGCCUGUCCAAGAUGCAACAAAAUCUAUCAUCAUAAGAAAACUCUUAGCCGACAUAUUAGACAGGAGUGUGGUAUAGAACCUGUGCUUAAAUGUCCGCAUUGCCCUUAUAGAGCCCGAAGGACUUAUGUUCUUAAUAAUCAUAUUAAAGGACAUCAGUAUUUAUAUAACAAUUCUACUUGGGUGAAAAUCGAAAAUAAUCCUGAUAAGGUUUAUUUAGAUGAUGCUAAACCAAUAGAAAACCUACUCAACGAUAUGGAAAAUGACACCGAACAUUCUUGGAUGAUACAAGUCAUUUAUCCUGAGGAUAGCAAUAAUACACUUCUAUAUGAAAAUGAUAUAGUUUUGACUUUACAAGAUCAGAAGGAUUUAUUACCUGUCACGGACUGUGAUGAAAGUCCUAGGUCAGACAAAGAAAUUAGUGCAACCAACGAACAGGUCAUUUCCAUAGACGAAACACAAGACGAUCCCACAGAUGACAACAUUGAAAUUAUUCGAACGGAUGAAUUCACUUGCCCAAAUUGUCUAAAAACAUACAAUGCCAAAAGGAAUCUUCAAAGGCACUUGAGAGUCGAAUGUGGAAAGGAGCCACAAUAUAGCUGUAAAUUUUGCGAAUAUAAAAAUUAUAGAAGAAACGAACUCUUGAAUCAUAUGAAAAAACGUCAUAGUUUUAUUCUGUCGCCCGAUGAAAAGGAGUAAACUCACCUCAGUGCGUUGAAGGAUAUCCUAUGCCGCAGUGGAUCUACACGUUAGAAGAAAGGCUAAGCUAAAAAAGACUAUCUGAGUUGCAAAACAGAUAUAUUUACUUGCCCUACAUGUUUACUGAUUAACACUGCCAAAAGCUAUUUCCAAAGGCACUCAAGAGACCGAUGGGAAAAGACAAUCACGGGUGUUCAAUAAUUGUUACGCCUAUAUGGAUGGUAAUUGUCACAAUGUAUUUCUUGGCUAACAUUGCAAUAGUAUUUUACAUUAUUAGCCAAGCUUUUACUGGCGAUUGAAGGAAAUGACUAGCGAGCAGAGCUUGUCACCUACCUACCUGGCGUAUAAUGCAC